Messenger RNA from Eimeria maxima, 2514 nucleotides. Its product is annotated as CMGC kinase, Lammer family, putative. Bases 1 to 2514 code for a protein of 837 amino acids. Gene Ontology annotation, molecular function: protein kinase activity; ATP binding. Gene Ontology annotation, cellular component: nucleus. The transcript is spliced from 11 exons. The record is from RefSeq and is a predicted model, not a curated record. Gene Ontology annotation, biological process: protein phosphorylation. NCBI's taxonomy places the organism in Eukaryota, Apicomplexa, Conoidasida, Eucoccidiorida, Eimeriidae.
AUGUUGCUGCUGUUACUGCUGCAGCAGCAACACGGGGCUUCAAAGGGCCCCGCGAGGCCGCCCCACAGUUCGGGCCGCCGAGCAGCAGCAGCGGGGGCCUCCACAGCAGCGGCAGCAGCAACAGCAGCAGCAGCAGGAGCUGCAGCUGAUCCUGCACUUCCAUUGGUUGGCGUUGCAAUUCAUUGGUUGAUUCAGACUGAUACUGACAGGAGCAACAGGCUGCAAGAGCAGCAGCAGCCGCAGCAGCGGUCUCACCGGCUUCGGAUGGAGCGCCAGAAACAGCAGCAGCAGCAACAACAGCAGCAGCCGCAGCAGCAUUCAGGCAGCAAUUGUCUCCUUGAGUGUAUAAAUCCUUCAGCAGGUGGCCCUGCAGCAGCAGGAGCACCGAGCGGAGGAGGGGGAGGAGGAGGAGGUGCAGCAGCAGCAGCAGCAGCGGCAGCAGCAGCAGCUGCAGCAGAAGCAAUGAGCCGGGGCAGCACAAGUGGGGGGCCCACCGGCCGUCGCAGUCGCAGUCGUUCUCGAGAUGCGCAGCAGCUGUGCAGACACCGCAGUAGCCGCAGCCGCAACCGCAGCAGCUGCAGCAGCAGCAAAAACAAUUUGCGAUCUGGCAUCGGAUCCCCAGGCUGCCGACGUCGCAGCAUAAAGCGGCAUGCAUGCGGCAGCAGCAGACCAGAGAGAGACAGAAACAGAGACAGAGAGAGAGACAGAGAUGAAUGCAGCAGCAGCAGCAGGAGGUACAACCAUCACCACCUGCAGCAGCAACAGCAGCAGCAGCGCCUGCUGCAGCCUACAGGGUCCCACCGCAGCAGCAGAAGGCCCUCUGUUGAUGCAGGAGGCUGUUCUACUGCAGCUGCUGUCUCCUACCGCAGCAGCAGAGACAGAAGCAGAGAAAGAGACAGGGAAAGAGACAGCAGCAGCAGGAGGGGGCGCAGCGGCAGGCAUAGGGGGAGAGACAGAGACAGCAGCAGACCUCCUCCUCUGACUGAUAGAGGCAACAGGCACUGCAGCAGCAGGCACUGUAGCAGCAGACACUGCAGCAGCAGACACUGCAGCAGCAGACAUUGCAGCAGCAGACCCCACAGACCGUCUCCUUCACCCGGUCGUAUCCCCACAGUCAAGUCAAGGAAGCAUACAGGAGCUGCAGGUGGUGACUACAGCAAGAGGCGUCAAUAUUCUGGUCGUUGGUAUGGUAAGGAGGUGCGGCGUCGUGGGAGCUGCAGCAGAAGCCGCAGCAGCAGCAGCAAAUGGCACAGCAGCGAGUGCAGCAGUGGGGGUAGUCGUCGUGGGGGCGGAGAAAGGCAUCGUGGAGCAGCAGCAGCACCACCACCAUCAGCAGCAGCAUCAGGAGGAGGAAGGAGCUCUCGAAAGCACAGCAGUCCUUACAAGACACGCCACUACAGCCCAACAAACGGUCGAGCUGCUGCUCCUGCUGCAUAUUCUUCUAAGCCUAACAGCAGCAAGCACACCCAGGAGCGUCGCAGCAGAAGAGAAGCAGCAGGUAGCAGCAGCAAGAAGAGUCGCGUACAUUCAUCUCAGCGUCAUGUUCAGCAGCACGAGGAUGCAGACUCUUCGGAUCAUCAUCAUCAGCAGCAGCAACAGCAGCAGCAGCAGCAGCCACAGCAUAAGACCUUAAGGAAACAGAAUAAAGAAGCAAAUAGAGAUGAAAUUACACACUUUUCCUGGAAACCGGGACUUUGGCUCAACAACAGAUAUCGUGUCCUCGCCAAGUUAGGUGAUGGUACUUUUGGUAGAGUACUUAGAUGUGUUGAUGUACUACUACAAACACAAGUUGCCAUCAAGGUUGUUCGUGAUGUGGCUCGUUAUACUGCAGCAGCAGAGAUAGAGGCGGAUAUAUUAAGGAAGUUGAAUAGGAAGGAUUAUAGGAAGGAUUCAGGCUGUCCGGAGAACAUUUUGCUGCGCGGAGAGAAGAUGUUCGAGACGCGCGCUCCUAGGCCUUCAGAAGAAGACGAUUGCUCUACCCCUUACCUCCGACCUGCUAGCAUGCAGGUUAAAAUCAUUGAUUUCGGAAGUGCCACUUUUGAGGAAGAUUAUCAUUCUUCUCUCAUUAACACACGACAAUAUAGGGCUCCAGAAGUUAUACUCGACAUCGGCUGGGAUAUGGCAAAUGACAUGUGGUCCUUGGGGUGUAUACUCAUGGAGUUGUACACCGGCGAUGUUUUAUUUCGUACACACGAGCAUCUUGAGCACUUAGCAAUGAUGGAACGCAUCGUCGAACCCUUCCCAAAAGACAUGUUGCAAAAGGCCCAAAAAGGGGCAGGGAAAGGAUACCUCACAACAGACAGCCGAGGAGAAGUUCGACUUAAGUGGCCCGAAGGAGCCGCCUCUGCAGGAAGUGUCAAUCGAGUCAAGGAUUGCGUCCCUCUAGAGGAGUUGGUGCUCCCUCAAGACCGUCUUUUGGCGGAUUUCGUACGAUAUAUUUUGCAAAUAGACCCGCGGAAACGUCCGGACCCGAAGGAGGCGCUGCGGCACCCGAUAUUCUCAACUGGGAAAUAA